AGGUGGCAGCUCCGAGACAAGGCGGAAGGUUGUGGUCGGUACCUCCCCAUUUCUAACAGAACGGCUUCUUCCGGGGACACUUGAGGUUCUAUAACGUGCAGUAAAUUAUUUAAAAUCCGGAAUUUUAUCUGUUCCUAGAUAUAUAUUUCGUUAGAUAGUAUUCUUCCAUUCAAACAUGAAAGGAGACAAGCGACUUCUUAUUGUGUUGGUGCUCUCUGCAUUCCUUCUUUGCGCUGAAUCAGCCAGGAGCAGGAAAGAUUCUAGUAGCCAGAACAGUUUUAGAAGGGCGGCCAAUGGGUUUUAUCAAACCUUGAGCAGCAUUUUUGGAGAGGAGAACAUCAGGGGUUUGUAUAAGUUUUUCUCCAAGACCACGGAAAGAUUUGUCCAUGGAGUCGACGCCUUCUUGGACACACUCUGGAAAGUUUGGACCGAUCUGUUGGAUGUCAUAGGAAUUGAUGCAUCUAACCUUAGCCAUUACUUCAGCCCCACAUCUUUGACCAACUCUCCGGCUCGUGCUCUCCUCCUGGUGGCUGCAGUGCUUCUGGCUUACUGGUUCCUAUCCUUGUUCCUGGGGGGUUUCUUCUACCUGCUGCACGCCGUCUUCGGCCGUUUCUUCUGGCUGGCCCGCGUGGCUCUGUUUGCACUCUCUUGCCUUUACAUCUUGCAGAAGUUUGAGGGGGAUCCCGAGCGCGCCGUGCUUCCACUCUGCUUCGUGAUGGCCGUCUACUUCAUGACUGGGCCAGUGGGGGCGUACUGGCGCAGAGGCGGUGGCGCCAGCACCCUUGAGGAGAAGAUUGACCACUUGGACACCCAGAUACGUCUCCUAAACAUCCGCCUUAGCAGAGUGAUUGACAACCUGGAGAGGUCCAGUGAACAGUAGAGACCCAUGGGUCAGUGGUGGUGUUUGGGGCGAGGUGAGUAUUUAGUUUGAAGUAGCUGUUGGGAAUCAAAAAUGCAACUAUUGAAAUUGGAAACCAGGUUCCAUGACUUUUAUUUGACCGUCACAGUAUUGUGUUUUUUAAUGAGACAACUAUGUUUGAAAAGCCACAUUUGGCCAGAAUUUCCCCUAAAACCAGUCUAGAUAUCAGAUGAAUAUCGCCUCGUGUUUCAUUUAACUGAAAAGUAAAACUUUAACUUAAUGUAUCAAGUCUCAUCCAUAGAAGCAAAACUAAGCCCCAGUUAGCUUAGUAGUGAAUACAUGGAGUAUGUUACUUAUUGAGAAGGCUGUCUUAGAACCAAAUGUGUUAAUGAAGCCAUUUUGUUUACCCAGUAGCAAUAGGAUUGAUAUAGUGAAUAUAUGUGGACCUUUUUUUUUUGUAUACAGCUUACUGUGUGAAUGUGUUUUGCAGCACUAGGCGUGCAUUUGAAUGAUUGUGCUUGUGUGAUUCUGUGUUUGUGUAUGUGGAAGAGCAAAGGGAAUGAAUGCUAUUGUUUUGGCUGCUUUCCCUCGUAAAACCAAUCUGUUUUAACUUCUGGAUUAGUGUUUAGUGUAUGUGAAAACGUAGAAUGAAGUGUUGUUAAGACCGUGGUGUGUUAGGCAAAUUGGGAAUGAAGUAGUGAAGUUGCCCUCUGGACGCCCUACAUAGGCACUGAGUUCUCAGGGAGAGAAUUUGUAAAAACAACCGUCCCACUGAAUUAUGUAGAGCAACCAGAUAAUUUCAUGUUGCAGGAUCUUGUCAGAAUAAGUGUACACACACACACACACACACACACACACACACACACACACACACACACACAGCAGUUUGGAGAACUAUGAUUCCCUCUAAUCUGUUGGUAAAUGUUGAGUAAUGGCUGAUAGUUGUAAUGUGAUAUCAGCAUUGGGAACAUGUCAUUUCUGUUCUAUAGUGUGGAUGAUCCUCUGAUUGUUAAAGGGAAUCUAAUGUCUUUGUCCCAUAUAUUUUCCCUGCAUCUUUUUAAAACUGGAAAUGGGUCACUGAUGUACCUGAAGUUCCUCUCUGUAACUGAGAUGUACAUAUAGUUUUUUGACUUAGAUAGAUGGUAAGCAGAAUAGUUAUGUAUUUGCUCACCUAUUGAUAUCCUAAAUGUCACAUUCCUAAUGGACAAGUCUGAAUUUUUUUUUCAACACCCAGUGAUGUUUUAAAAAAAACCUUGACAUUUAGUGUGAAUCUUGAAAUACUUUUUCAGAGGACGUCUGCUGUUCUGAAAUAUUUUCAUUAGUUUGUAGCUGUGCAAGGACCCAGUGGGGAAGAACCACUCUAGACUUCCCUGGGAACUGGGAUUCAGAUGUGAACGACAGUUGCCAGCAUUGGGGACCAUGUCUAAUUUGCCCCCAAAAGCGUCACUGCAUUCCAUUGAACUGGGGUUUCAUUGGACCCUAUACCUAUUUUGUCCUUUGUAUGUUUGUUUCAUGCCCAUCACACUCCUACUGUAUGCUAACUUGUUUUUUAGCAUGUUAACCUAUUCUUACUUCACAGCAUUGGCCAGAUUGUAUGUGCAUUGCUAUGCGCUUUACACAGCUGACCAUCGGUCUGACUCAACCGGUAUAUAUCAAUAAUUCAUAUAGAAAGUUUAUGACUUACAUUGUGGUUUUUAAUUGGAUAGCUUUAGAGUAAAGUUUUUGAAAUGCCCUAAUAAAGGUAUGCAGUUUUGUAAGUUGCCAGUAGAAUCUCAGUAUAACUUUGCACUGAUGUAUAUAGAGUCCAUCAUCAUUCUGUCUGAAUGAGGAGUUCCUGUAUAGAAACAUGUGAUCAAGGCCCAUCAUCUGUAUGAUCUUGUUUCAACUGGGUUUUUAAACCUUAGUUGUCUUUUACACUCACAGACUACUAUAGUAGAAGAUAUGUCGUACUGUAGUGCAUAUAAUAUCUCUCACUCUGUGCACCAAACCUGUCAUGCUACAAACAUGCAUAAAAAUACUAUCUGAGUAAAGAUGAAGAUGUGUGUUUUUCACUUUGGUUAGGAGAAGUAAAAUCACUGUAAUAAUAAGUAAGAAUGACAUUGCUAUUUCUUUUUUCUUUUUUUUUACUGUUGAUACCUGUGUCAUGGGUCUUUACUGUUGCUUCAGUGUCUCUCCAUGGUUAGUUGUAGAUGAGAUAAAAACUUUUGAAAUUACAAUGUUUUGCCACUUUGAAAAUGUUAAUAAAUUAAAAAGGGAAGUAAGUGAAUAUUUACAGAUUUAUUGAAAUAUUGCAGUUACUGAACAUUUUCAUCGGAUGCCUAUUCAUCCUAAUUUAUUGAGUCAUUAUGUCAAUGAAAUCAUGUGUGUUUCAGAAUCUCAACAUGUUUCUUUUACAUGUAUUGCUAGGGAAAACUGUCUAUGAUUUAUAUUGGUGUUAAGAUAAGUUCUUUCUCUCAUUUUGUGUGAGUCAGUUUUUUUUAUGGGGGGGGUACUUUGUUUGUGUGUGUUAUUUUUUUCUUUCGUGUUGAAGGCUUAUAUGCAGCCGAAUCAGAGGUCCAACAGUUGAUUAAAUGAACACAUUAUUGUAUCUUUU
Clupea harengus (Atlantic herring) is the source of this 3452-nucleotide messenger RNA. RefSeq names its product bri3 binding protein (gene bri3bp). NCBI's taxonomy places the organism in Eukaryota, Metazoa, Chordata, Actinopteri, Clupeiformes, Clupeidae. The record is from RefSeq and is a predicted model, not a curated record. Gene Ontology annotation, cellular component: mitochondrion.